AGCCUGCCCCAAGAAAGGCAUCAGUUUGUGGCUUAACAUCUUCGGAAGAAGUUCAUCCAAUUCACGAAAGAGAUACCGACAUGAAGACCACCGUUGCAUGCGCCAUUGCGAGCAUCCUGCUCAUCAGCUUGGCCGAUCUGGCCACUGGAUCGGCGUGUGGAUGCACGGAACCAACAACAACACCCGAGCCAUGCACGACAACACCCGAGCCAUGCACGACAACACCCGAGCCAUGCACGACAACACCCGAGCCAUGCACGACAACACCCGAGCCAUGCACGACAACACCCGAGCCAUGCAGGACAACACCCGAGCCAUGCACGACAACUCCUAAGCCAACAACCACUCCCAAGCCAACAACCACUCCCAAGCCAACAACCACUCCCAAGCCAACAACAACUCGCAAGCCAACAACAACUCCCAAGCCAACAACCACUCGCAAGCCAACAACCACUCCCAAGCCAACAACAACUCCUAAGCCAACAACCACUCGCAAGCCAACAACCACUCGCAGGACUACAGAAGCCACCAAGCCGACAACAACCACCAAGAAGCCACCGCAUUCAUGCUGCUCCUGCGGACCCGGUGGCAACGACUGCGCGGGCUGCCCGCCCAGGGAGUACCUCUGCCAGGAGCUGAUCAACUCUGUGCGCAACCUCGAGCAAAGGAUCCGCCAGUGCGUGUGCGGACAGGCCAGCUGGCUGCUCUAAGAGCAGUCCCUGUUCCUGGUCCCGCUCCUGAUCCGAUCUCAUGGCACAACCCCUUGGACUGCGAUUUCCACGUUUCUUAUAAGGUACUGUUGGCCACCAUUUGGUGUCGGUCAAUGUUGUUAAUAUAUUCUGAUAAUACACAGGAGCGAAAGACACUCCAUUCAUUCGUUGCGCAAAUAUUAAAGAAAAGCAUUUGAUUUAUUAUUCAA
Drosophila pseudoobscura is the source of this 919-nucleotide messenger RNA. RefSeq names its product salivary glue protein Sgs-3-like. Lineage: Eukaryota; Metazoa; Arthropoda; Insecta; Diptera; Drosophilidae. The record is from RefSeq and is a predicted model, not a curated record. The transcript is spliced from 2 exons. Bases 81 to 710 code for a protein of 209 amino acids.